Beauveria bassiana ARSEF 2860 is the source of this 2328-nucleotide messenger RNA. Its product is annotated as transposase-like protein. The record is from RefSeq and is a predicted model, not a curated record. Bases 1 to 2328 code for a protein of 775 amino acids. NCBI's taxonomy places the organism in Eukaryota, Fungi, Ascomycota, Sordariomycetes, Hypocreales, Cordycipitaceae. Gene Ontology annotation, molecular function: DNA binding; protein dimerization activity. The transcript has a single exon.
AUGGCUACGACCGAGACCGCCGGAUUGCAGCUGGAAAACAUUCCUCAUGCGCCGGAGACCAUUUCAGAUGCAUCGCUCAAUAUGUCCUGUGCGAUGUCGUCGUCCCCUUUGCGUGACCUAGAGGAUGGUGCUCCCUUUUCUAUCGACGGCUAUGAAGGCGUCGAUUGGAAUCGCCUGUCGGGCUUUUCGAUCAGCAAGCAUCGGAAGCGGCCGCGCACAAGCUGGGUAUGGGAGUAUGGAUACGAUGUCGAAAACGACCGGACCGGCCAUAGAUAUUGGGUAUGCAAGAUGUGCCACCGGAAAAGGACCACCACAACCCACGUUUACGACGCUGCAUCGACGAGCCAAGCAAGCGGCCAUAUGGUGGACACCCACCGCAUCAACAAAGACGGCCCAAUGCCGCCGCGCGAGAAAAGACAGCGCACCCUCUUCAGCAUGGCUAACCUGGAUGCGCAUCAACCAAGACAGCAAGCAUUGAUGAACGCUUUUAUCGCGUCGUUUGAACCGGCACACUUUCGGCACCUCCUGAUCCGAUGGGUGGCAUGUGACAACGUACCCUUCCAUAAGCUCGAAAGCCCGCAUUUUCGCGAGCUUAUGGCGUAUGCAAACAGCUCCAUAGUCGACUCAGGGAGUCUCCCUACCCAUACGACGAUUCGAGAAUGGAUUUUGCGGUCGUUCAGUCGCUAUAAGGGUAUCGUGACGGAGCUCCUCGGCCGGUCGCUCAGUCGCAUAAAUGUUUCAUUCGAUGCCUGGUCAUCCCGAAAGUUCACCUCCCUACUCGGUCUGACAGUCCAUUUUAUCGAUGACGAAGGUGUAUUCCGUACAUUUUUGCUAGGCCUCCCACGAAUCGAGGGUCGUCACAGUGGCGAGAACCUGGCCGAGCGAGUUAGCGAAAUAAUACAUGAAUAUGGCUUUGAGAACCGCGUCGGGUAUUUUGUCACAGAUAAUGCGGAGAGUAACGAUACCUGCCUUGCACAUCUGGGGAGUGAGAUGGGAUUCGAGAAACCGCACCGGCGGCUGCGCUGCUGCGGUCAUAUCAUCAACCUUGUCGCCCGCUCUAUCCUUUUUGGAACGGAUGCGGACGCCUUCGAAGAGGACUGCCAGGCUAAUAAGGAAAUCCAAGAUGAUGUUAAAUUAUGGAGAUCCAAAGGACCCAUAGGUAAACUACACAACAUUGUCCACUGGGUGCAGAGGUCGGGACAACGGAUCGAGAAGCUCCACAAGCUUCAGUCUAUUGAGAACAUUGCUUUGGGCCAGGAUGACCGAACAACUUAUGACGUUGUCAUGGAUAACGCUACUCGCUGGAAUUCGUCAGAGGGUAUGAUGGAGCGAGGAUAUCGGCUUUGGAAUGCGCUUGACUCGUUGGUCCAGGCGCAGGUGACGGAAUGGGAACAGUACGUUGACCGAAAGACUCGAAAUGGAACAAAGCCGAUGCCGGGGAAGAGUCGUCCGAAGCCUGCGAUCGUUGAUGACAAGAUGUCCGCGGAGGAUUGGUCGGUGAUUGCCGAGUAUCUUGCUAUCCUCAAGCCACUGAAGAUAGCAACCAAGCGUCUGGAGGGCCGGCCUAGAGAAGGCAAGUUUGGCGCGAUCUGGGAGGUGUUGUUAACGAUGGAAUGGCUUUUGAAGCACUUGGAAGAGUCAAAGUUCCGGCACGAGCGGGAUGAGGAGCCGUAUUUGCGAAUCGGCUGCAAUCUCGGAUGGAUGAAGCUAGACGAAUACUACUCUCUGACAGACGAGAGCCCGGCAUAUCUAGCUUCUCUUGUACUACAUCCGGCGUAUCGAUGGACCACGGUUGAGUCGCAAUGGGCGGAUCGGCCGGAGUGGAUAGCAAGAGGGAAGGCGGCUGUGGAGGAGUUGUGGAGUCAGUACCGAGAUCUGUCGGUCGAACAAGAGAGCUUGCCGGACCAGCCGACGGUGCCGAGGAAGUUGAGCGACUUGGACGAUUAUAUGGCCUCAGUUAGGAAGCUCAGUACCCAGCCUGUGCCAUCAACGUCGACGAUGCGAGAUGAGUAUGCGGAGUGGGUGGCGACGGUAGACCCCGGGGAUUGUCUGGUGGAAGACGCUGUUCAGUACUGGCUUCUCAGGCGGCGCCAGUAUCCACGGCUAUCACGAAUGGCAAUCGACCUCUUUUCGGUGCCGGCGAUGUCGUCAGAGCCUGAACGGAUCUUCAGCCUUACGGGGCAGAUGGUUUCGGCGCAGAGGGGCCGGCUGAAGGCGGAUCUGAUCGGGGCGGCGCAAUGCAUAUCUUCGUGGGAAAGGAGUGGAAUUAUCCAAAUGGGACAAACAAAUCAAAUCUGGAAGAGCGCCAAUUCAAAUAAAUCAGAUUGA